CCGUUCCUUUCGAGUCGCUCUAUUUCUCAGGCGGUCAAUUUAUUUAAUUAAAAAUAAUAUAAUCUGCAAUAAUUUUCCAGAAUUUUGUUGGUUUUCAAUCCAGCUGAAUAAUUGUGGUAAUUUGAAUCUUUGCUGAGGAUUAUCUUCAUUUGUGAUACUUGGUGCAAGCAACUUACGAGUAUGGAGUUUGGUUUCUGAAGAUUAAAAGGAGUAAACAUUUUUGUUGUGGUGGUUUUUCCCCCCCAACUUUUUAGUUAUGGAUCUCCUUUGUGAUUUACUUGUGUUUUAGAUUGGACUGUCUGUAUUUUGCAGAAGUUUGCCUUUUCGAAGACGAAGCUAUGUACUUUUUAUUUUUUGAAUUGGAGGAGGAUUUUACUGUUCCAUCCUUGGACUGCCCUUAUUGUUGCCAGUCUUUUGUAAUCUGAUUUACAGGUAAGUGUCUCGAUGAAUGUUGAUAGCGAUGGUGACAAAGGUUUACGGGAAGUAAAUCACCGGGUCUACGUUGGUAACAAGAGAACUACAAACUGUGUCGUCCCUGAGGAACAUGUGAUGCUAGAAGAAGAUGAUCUGAAAGUUAACAAGAUUGCACAAAAUGUGAAAUAUGGUCAUGUUGGAGCUUUUCAGGCUCCUGCCAUGCGGCAAAUGGCACAGCAACAGCCUCAAAAUGCAAUGUGUUACUGGCAGAGGUUUCUGCAUCUAACAACUGUUACAGUUCUGCUUGUAGAAAAUGAUGAUUCUACUCGCCAUGUUGUCACUGCACUUCUGCGCAAUUGCUGUUAUGAUGUUAUUGAAGCCGCAAAUGUAUUACAAGCAUGGAAGAUACUAGAAGAUUUGACCAAUCACAUCGAUCUUAUAUUGGCUGAGGUGGGAAUACCUUCCUUAUCUGGCCUUGUUCUUUUGAGCAAGAUUAUGAGCCACAAAACACGUAAAAAUGUUCCUGUGAUCAUGAUGUCAUCUCAGGAUUCAAUGAAUCUAGUCUUUAAGUGUUUGUCAAAAGGUGCCGUUGACUUUUUAGUGAAGCCUGUUCGAAAGAAUGAGCUAAAGAACCUGUGGCAGCAUGUUUGGAGGAGAUGCCAUAGUUCUAGUGGUAGUGGAAGUGAGAGUGGAACACAAACUCAAAAAUCUGUCGGGUCAAAAAGCGUCGAGAAGUCUGACAACAACAGCGGUAGCAAUGAUGAGGACAAUAAUGGGAGUGGUGGUCUAAAUGUUGUAGAUGGCAGUGAUAUCGGGAGUGGCACUCAGAAUUCUUGGACAAAACAAGCAGUAGAGGUUGACAGCCCCCAUCUAGUCUCACCCUCAGAUAAAGUUGCUGAGUGCCCUGAUAGUACAUGUGCCCAAGUUGUCCAUUCAAAUGCAGAAGUAUCUGGGAACAAAGGGGUGCCAGUGGCUGCAGCAAGGGGGUUCCAAGAACGAGAUGAACAGCUUGACAACGUUGCAAUGGGAAAAGAACUGGGUGUAAACAAGCCUAGAGAUUUAAAUUUACUACUACAGUGUCCAGUUGAGGCUCCGAUCAGAACAGUUGAAACCAAACAGAUUAACCUUCUUGAGAUGAGCUCCAGCAAAUACAAUGAACAGAUUGAUAAAAGGCAGCUGGACCUCAAUAGUGAAGCCCCUUCUGGCAAAGAAAAGUCUGAAGCUGCUAAUCAAGCUGGCAUUACAUCUAUGACCACUGAUCCUAAGAUGGAAAUUGCUGAGUGCGAGGCUUCAUAUAGGCUUUCCAAAAUCUCAGAUGGCAAUGAUAAAACCAUCAAUGAUUCUAAAGAACUACCAUCUAUUGAACUCGGAUUGAAGAGACUUAGAGGAGUUAAAGAUGCUGGGACUGAAGUUAGGGAUGAGCGAAAUGUUUUGAGACGUUCAGACUCUUCUGCCUUCUCAAGGUAUAAUAAUGCAGCAAAUGCAAAUAAGGUUCCUGCUGUCAACACUGGAAGCUCGUCUGCAGUUGAUAAUCAUUUAGAACUGACUAGAAAAGGAUCAUUAUUUGAUAAUCGCUCUCAUUUCGUUAAUGACCUUAACAAUCAAAGCUCAAAUGUCGGUAGCAAUAAUAUUGGUAUGGGCUCCACUACUAACAAUGCUUCUGCCAAGGCGGCAGCUGAGAAGAAUAAGUCAGCUAUAUCAUCCACUGUCAGAUCUUCACAUCCAUCAGCUGUAUUCCAACCUAUGAUAAAUGACCUUUUAAGUACUUCUCAGAAAGUUGUAUUAGACGAGGACGAUAAUGUAACUACUACAGGAGGACCAGCCCAACCUAGAGGGACUCAUCAAGAACUGAAAAUGCAACAUCCCUCAAACCAUCAUGAUCAACAUCGCCAUCUUACUAACGAUAUGCAGCAGCAGCAGCCCCCAGAACAUGAUGAUUUAUCUUUGAAAACAUUAGCUGCAGAUGCUCCUCAUUGUGGGUCAUCGAAUAUGUUGGGAGGCCUUGUUGAAGGAAAUGCUAGCAACUACAGUAUCAACGGAAGUGCCUCAGGUAGUAACCAUGGAAGCAAUGGGACAAAUGGAAGUAGCAAUGCAGUCAAUACUGUCGGGAAAAACAUGGAGAGCGACAACGGAAUAGCUGGGAAAAGUGGAAGUGGAGAUGUGAGUGGCUCCGGAAGCGGCAGCAAAGCAGACCAGAGUAAGUCUGCUCAUAGGGAAGCUACACUGACCAAAUUUCGUCAGAAAAGGAAAGAGAGAUGCUUCCAGAAAAGGGUUCGGUACCAAAGCAGGAAACGACUAGCAGAACAACGACCUCGCAUCAAUGGGCAGUUUGUGCAACAAACACCGAAAAACACCGACCUAUCAUCCGAUGGCAAUUCAUGUGACGAAUAGUGAAGAAGAAAACAAGCAGAACAAGAGAUAAAUCAAAUCCUCUGGCUGAUACCACAAAGUGACUGGUCUAGACUAUUUGACAAUGUUAGGCUUGAUGAGCUGUGUUUUAUUGGUAUGGACCUUCCACCUUUUUUCUUAUUCUUUUCUUAUAAUUUGUUGUUCUGGACUUUAAUUGUACAUUAGGGGGACUGGAGAAGAUAGAAUACUUGUAUAAUAAGACCCCAUUUGAUUUGGUGUGCUGGCAUCAUGAUCUUGAACAAUAGGGUGCUUUGAAAACCAUUUUAAUCAUGUUCUAUCGGUUAGUUUC
This is a messenger RNA of Hibiscus syriacus, 3112 nucleotides long. Its product is annotated as two-component response regulator-like APRR7. The transcript is spliced from 10 exons. Gene Ontology annotation, biological process: phosphorelay signal transduction system; cytokinin-activated signaling pathway. The coding region runs from base 445 to 2805 and encodes 786 amino acids. Gene Ontology annotation, molecular function: protein binding. NCBI's taxonomy places the organism in Eukaryota, Viridiplantae, Streptophyta, Magnoliopsida, Malvales, Malvaceae. The record is from RefSeq and is a predicted model, not a curated record.